UUUCAGGAUUGCUCGUGUAAACGUCUAAUCUGGGACUUCAUGGGAGAACCAAGCGGCGAUGGUUCAAGACUGGAUAAUGAAGUUGUGUAUGAACGAGUUGUACUCAGUGAAGACGGGGAACCAAUUUAUCUGGAAGACGAUGAGUUUGGAGAGGUCUAUCGAGAAGAAGAGUACGUGCAACUUGAAGAUGGAACCUUUGUUCAAGCUGACCAGCACGCAAUAGUUCCACAGACUUCAUCUUCCUCCAUGCCACAGAGAUUGCAGCAACUAAGAGUGGGACCAGAUGUGCGACGAGGAACUUCAAGUUCCGCGUCUCGCUUCUCCGAGCAACAUGGUGGACAUCGACAGCAGAAUUUUGAUAUUGCCUACACAGGAAUUCCAAAGGCUACUACUGUUUCUGAUCACUUCAAUAUCGGCCGUCGUCAGCAGCCACUGGACUUGACUGAAAAAUCCAGCAUCAUUGGCUUCUCUCAGACUAGCUCCAACACGUCAAAAUCAUAUCCAAUCACUUCUGCUUCUACGGUCUAUCACCCAUUUGCUCAUACAUAUAAUGUUCCGAAGCAAAAGAAGAAGCCAUUGCCGGGACAAAGAAAGCCGUGUAAUUGCACAAAAUCAAUGUGUUUGAAACUAUAUUGCGAUUGUUUUGCAAAUGGAGAGUUUUGUUUGGAUUGCAACUGUAAAGACUGUCAUAACAAUCUGGAACAUGAUGCUGAUCGCUCAAAAGCCAUAAAGCAGUCACUGGAAAGGAAUCCAAAUGCUUUCAAGCCGAAAAUAGGUGUAAAAAGUGGCAAGUUGGAUGCAGAAAGACUCCAUCAAAAAGGGUGUCAUUGCAAAAAGAGCGGAUGUCUCAAAAAUUACUGCGAAUGUUUUGAGGGCAAAAGUCCCCUGCACAAGCCGUUGCAAAUGUCAGGGUUGCCAAAAUACUGAGGGGGACCGCGCAAAUAGACAUGAUAGGAUGAGUACCACCAGCUCAGCUUUGAUGAAUUUGGCACAUUCCUCAUCAUCAGUCACCACAGAAUCUCCAUCUCCACUAUCGGACAAUGACUCCGAUACAGAAUCAUCACUUCGAAACGAUCCAAGAUCGUACCCAUGGUUCUACAUGACGGACGAAGUUAUUGAAGCUGCAACCUUGUGUCUUGUUGCGCAGGCUGAAGAAUCGCUGUCAGGAUGUUCAACCGAUGCACCAGAUAAUGUUGUUGAAGAAAUGGAACAAUCCAAAAGACUUGAAAACGCAACAAACGGAGGAGCUAUGGAGAGAGCUUUCGAACUUGCAGAGGAAGCGCUGAAUGAUAAUGAAGUUCCAGUCGGAUGUGUAUUUAUGUAUCAGGGGAAGGAGAUUGGAUCUGGAAGAAAUGAAAUUAACAAAACAAAAGACCCGACUGCUCAUGCAGAGAUGGUUGCACUGCGAAGAAUGCAGGAAGAGCAUCCCAACAUCAGAGAGAUUCUUCACGAGUUGGUUCUUUACGUGACGUUGGAACCUUGUAUCAUGUGUGCUUGUGGAUUGUAUGAGUUAGGGAUUUCCAAAAUCGUCUAUGCUGCUGCUAAUGAGCGUUUCGGAGGGAUCAAAAGCGUGGGGAAUCACCGGAAGUAUAAUAUGGAAACUACAAGCGUAGAAGCGGUUAUGGAUACCACACAUGAGAAACCAGCAAUGACACUCUCCCGGCUAUUUCGGUUUGCACUGAUGCGGUUGCCGCAGACAACAUCAAAGACUGAACAUUUGCUAAAAUCACCGCGCCCAAUUGUUGUGGCUUCUAGAGCAGCUCAUAACCCUAUCUCCGGUCGAAAUCGAAAUCGUGAUGUCAUGUAUUAUGUAGUAAGCCUGGGUGUGGUUGCUAUCGGUGUGACAUUCGCAGCAAUACCGGCGUACAGGAUAUUCUGCGAAAAAACCUCUUUUGGUGGAUUAACGCAGGUCGCCAAGGACUUCGAAAAGAUCGCCAAAAUGAAGAAGGUCGAGGAUAGGUUGAUUCGCGUGCAGUUCAAUUCGGAUGUCCCGUCAAGUAUGCGUUGGGAAUUCAAACCGCAACAGCAUGAGAUGUAUGUGCAUCCUGGCGAGACUGCAUUGGCCUUUUAUACCGCUAGGAAUCCGACUGAUCGACCAAUCGUUGGCAUCUCCAGCUACAAUUUGACACCGUUCCAGGCCGCUUACUAUUUCAACAAAAUCCAAUGUUUUUGCUUUGAGGAGCAAAUACUUAAUCCUGGAGAACAGGUCGAUCUGCCCGUUUUCUUCUACAUAGAUCCUGAUUACGCUAACGAUCCUGCUUUGGAAUACUUGGAUAACAUACUACUGAGCUAUACAUUCUUUGAAGCAAAAUCGGAUCUACAGUUACCAAGCCCCUUUGAUCCCAGUAACCGGCCAAGUGUGCCUCUUGAAAAGCCGUCGCAGUCUGCGUCAAGCUAGCGAUGAUGGCAGACUUGGAGCUGGUCUCCUGGUCUCCUUAGAUAUCUUAGUUGAUUUGUGCCAUAUUUGAUCGCAGAUUUAUUUGCUACUCAACAGUUUUGUUAUUGUUAUUAACCAAGUGACAAUGAAUGGUUC
This is a messenger RNA of Cylicocyclus nassatus, 2533 nucleotides long. The record is from the annotation of a GenBank genome assembly. NCBI's taxonomy places the organism in Eukaryota, Metazoa, Nematoda, Chromadorea, Rhabditida, Strongylidae.